AUGUUACAACCAAAACUUCAUCAUUUGUUUCUUUGCUUUCUUCUAAUUGUUCUGAUUAAUUGUAAUUGUUCAAUAAUAAUCAAGACGAAAAGUGGUUUAGUGAGCGGUAUUUGGCAAAAAACCUACAAAAGCAAUAAGCUUUAUACAUCUUUCAAAGGGAUUCCCUAUGCCGAACCACCAGUCGGCGAUCUAAGAUAUAAGGUUCCAGUUCCAGUGAAACCGUGGAAUGAAAUCCGUGUAACUUCUGACAAAUACAAAGAUGCUUGCCCAGUUCUUGUUCAAUCAAUGCAAUUUCCAUUGAAUUCAACACAAUCUGAAAACUGCCUAUUUUUAAACGUCUUCGUACCGGCCCCUAGAUUGCUGCCGGUAAUGUUUUUCAUACAUGGUGGAUCAUUCAUUGAAGGCGAUGGUCACAGUGGAUUCUAUGGACCUGAUACAUUCAUGGAAGAUGAAGGUGUGAUUUUGGUUACAAUCGAUUAUCGUUUAGGUCCGUUAGGAUUUAUGAACUUCGAGUUACCAGGCCUGACUGGAAAUAUGGGUUUCAAAGAUCAACAAUUAGCCUUGAAAUGGGUUAGCGAUAAUAUUAGAUAUUUUGGUGGUGAUCCAGAUGCCAUAACAAUUUUUGGACAUAGUGCAGGUGGAGGAUCAUCACACUUUCACGUCUUGAACGAAUAUUCGCGAAAACUAUUCGCUCGAGCGAUUCUCAUGAGCGGUACUGCCGUCACGUACUCUGCACAUUAUGAUCCAAAUAAUCAGUUGGAACUUAUGUAUGAUGCAUUUAAAGAUGAACUGAAUGGUGCAAGAGAUCCGAAAAUACUUUACGAUUUCAUGAAAACUGCUUCUCUUGAUGUACUUAUGCAGAAAACGCCCGCUUUUACACUUUUCACAAAUUUGUUCGAACUUUACUGGGGAGCGGUUAUUGAAAAUAAGACCUUGGCCGUUGACCCAUUUUUAAUCGAAAGACCACGAGCUAUUUCUCAAACAACUCACAUUGAUACAGAAAUGUUAUUCGGUGUGGCAAGCGCGGAAGCUUUGUCUCUACUGAUGCCGUCGAAUUUAUAUGUUUGGGUCGAUUCACUCACAAAUAGCUCAAGUAUUAUAUUACCUUUCCGUGGAUUGACUCUGCCAAAAAAUUCUUCG
Contarinia nasturtii (swede midge) is the source of this 1140-nucleotide messenger RNA. Its product is annotated as venom carboxylesterase-6-like. Gene Ontology annotation, molecular function: hydrolase activity. The record is from RefSeq and is a predicted model, not a curated record. Lineage: Eukaryota; Metazoa; Arthropoda; Insecta; Diptera; Cecidomyiidae. The annotation marks the transcript as partial. The transcript has 6 exons.